This is a messenger RNA of Triticum dicoccoides, 1757 nucleotides long. RefSeq lists its product as uncharacterized. The transcript is spliced from 6 exons. The record is from RefSeq and is a predicted model, not a curated record. The coding region runs from base 183 to 713 and encodes 176 amino acids. NCBI's taxonomy places the organism in Eukaryota, Viridiplantae, Streptophyta, Magnoliopsida, Poales, Poaceae.
CAUUGUAUUUGCAUGUUUCCAGCAGCCAUGUAUCAAAAAAAGCUUCAGCUUUGGGUUGUUGAUUUAGCAGCAUCAAUCAUUAAUUGUUCUGCUAUAUAUGUUCUUAACCAUGACAACCUGAUUAGGCUCUUAGUUUAUUAUGGUCUUUGUUCUGGGUGGAUCUCUGACUAUUCUGGGUGGGCAUGAAUCUCUUCUUUGUUUCUUCAUCUCCUCUUAUUCUGAUUCCUGCAUUUGUUUUAUGUGAAGGUUGCUCCGUUGAGGACAAGCUGCUUCUGCAGGUGGACGGGCCCUCAAGGCUGCUCUGCCUAUUCCUCCUGCUACCCCCACACGUGCAAACACAAAGCCGUCGAUGCAUUGAGGGCUCAAUGUCGUCUCCGCUGGCUGAGCGGCAAGCCGGGGUUGGGCCUGCACACCGUCUAUCAGCACCCUCCCGUGUCUCCAUUCACGGAUCUGCAGUAGGCGACAUCCUUUGGGAAAUUGAGGAUGUCCUCGUGCAUUUUCUAAAUACAAUUGGGGCAUAUCUGAGGAAUGAAGGGAGGAAUAAUCUCGUGGGAGAGUUCGGUGCAGAGGAAGAAGAACAAGAUAUUAUUUAUUUCUUGUGUACAGUCAAGCUUGUGCAUUGUCCCACUUUCUGGGGCCAGGCAACCUUGAAUCCAACGUCCACCUGCAGGCUACAUCUCAGAAAACUCAUGAACAUCAUGGCGCCUUGUUGAUGGGGUGAUCAAUAGCUACUAUAUUGGGACCCUGCACUUAAAUUGGGAAAUUGCAAAGCAUAUUAUGAAUUGUUACAAGAAACUAUUUCUGCUGUUUUGGUGCAAGGAUGUUGCUUUUUAGUAUGCUUCCCGUAUCUUGGUAUCUUGGAAUAAUAAACAGAUAGAUGUCGUGUACCAAGAUUGUUCCUUGUUGUUAAGAGGGAUACAAAUAUUAUACAAGAAUUUUUCUGAUGACUCCUAAAGCAUAUUUGGAUAUACAGCAAAGUAUAUUGUCGCUUCCCUGUUAGUAAAACGAUUAUGUUAGAAAUUUGGUUGGCAGCCCCUACAUUUGGCUGAUUGCUAGCUUACUGGAUUACUCAUGUUUGCGGACUCUGGUAACUUAUGCCUACCAAGAACUACAUGAAUUUUGUGUCUUGCUGCAGUGAACAUUACCAAACUAAUUCUAGAGGUGUUAUAAUCAUGUUUUCUUUUGCAUUAUCAACUUUUAACUUUUGUCAUUUGUUAACACAUUCCUUUUGCAUUAUCAACUUUUAACUAUUGUCAUUUGUUAACACGAUUAUUUAGUAUGUUCACUAUGCGAGUACUCCCUCCGUCUGAAAAUACUUGUCAUCAAAAUAGAUAAAAAGGAAUGUAUCUAGAACUAAUAUACAUCUAAAUACAUCCCCUUUUAUUCAUUUCGGUGACAAGUAUUUCCGGACGGAGGGAGUAGUAAUAAUAGGAGCUAUUUAUUUGCCAGAUAACUAACACUAUUCAUAUGGCAUAAGGGUUAGAAAAAGAACUGUAUUCUUGCUGUGUUGAUUUUCGUAUGGCACACUAUGGAUUCUUUGUGUAACACAUAAUGUCGAUCAACAUGUGUUUACAACGCAGGGAGGAGCCGGGCGACAAGGCAGUCAGACCAAACUCUCUUUCCAUAUAUAUAGGUAGUCUGAUGUUAUGCCAUAGCCGAACCAUAUAUGUUUCGUGUACUGCUCUAUCAAUCUGGUCUUUUGGUAUAUUAGACUCUAUCCUUUGUAAUGAACUUAUUGUCAUGGGCGAUCAUUAUGA